GCCCCAUCCCGCCCCCCCCCUUUUUCCCCCCCGUUUUUCCUUCCAGGUCUCCCCCUGGGGCACGUUUUUGGGGACGUGGGACAUGCCCCCGAGGAUUCCCCCCGCCAAGCUGAACCUCACGGCGCGCUCGCCCGCCGCCGCCGCCCGCCUCACCGGCUGGCUCCGCGCCUCCGCCGCCCUCACCAGCGCCAGCAACGGCCUCCGGGCCGAGGUCACCGGCAAGCCCCAAGGGCCUUGGUCGGACACAGGAGCUUCCAAGGAGCCUUCGAGGAGCGGCCAGGGGUCCGGCAAGGGUCCCCGGAGCUCCCCACAGCCUGGCCUGGAGGAUCUCGGGGGUGUCGCUGCACCCCAAAUCCCAGCCUCGGCCACUGCGAGGGAAGCUGGGCCACAGGGAAAGGGAUCGGCAUCGCUGCGCCGGGGGCUUUGAGCUGCCCGGGGCUCUCCUCGGCCCCUCUCCUGCAGCUCCCGCAAGCCGGUUCCCAGCAGAGAUCCAAAAAUCACCCGGGGGGGGCAGGAGAGCGCUUCACAGUGCACCGAGCGAGGCCGGUGCCGAGUGUUUGUGUUUUGACAGCAAUUGGAAAAAAUAGAGGUUUAAAAAAAAAACCACGGCAGAACUCCCGCUGCUUGGUUGCGGGGGCCGUGCCCUCCCC
Molecule: messenger RNA, 650 nt
Organism: Oxyura jamaicensis (ruddy duck)
Lineage: Eukaryota; Metazoa; Chordata; Aves; Anseriformes; Anatidae
Gene: CFAP126
Product: cilia and flagella associated protein 126
Exons: 3
Coding region: 83-427 (114 amino acids)
Source: RefSeq, a predicted model, not a curated record